GGCGGAGACUUCGGGCCGCUUUUUCGGCACGAAUUUUUUGAUUUUUUUUAUGGUGGUGGGCGAGAGCGGGUGGUCGGAUAGAUCGGCGAUGGAGGCCAAUGUGGAGGUGUGGGAGCUGCUAGGAGCUUCUGGAUACUCCGAAAAAUCUUUGGAGGGGCGCUGGAAGUGCUUGUUGGUUUGAGUUUGGUUGUCGCCGACGGGGCCCUUCGACGUCCUGCUGGCCUUCCUGUGGAAUUCUUCGCCCUUCGAUUUGCGGGAAAAUUUUGAAACAAGAAACUCAUCGCAAAGCCUACCACAGGAUCACCAACUGCCCGAUCACCAUCGACUCUUCCCCGAGAUGCCCGACCAAUUGAACCAAUUAACCGAUUACUGCAAACACAAAUGCUCCAAGAAGGAUCUACCCAAGGUAAAAAGCGACCGCUGCGACGAGACGCAGAGCGGCGGCGGCGGCGGCGGCGGCGCCAAAUCGGAGUUAACCUGCAAGUGCGGCAAAUGCUUCCAGCUGAAAGAACUAGUGGAACUCUACCAGCACAACAAGGACGGCGCCAGCGACGCCUCGAGCAAAUACAAAAUGGCCUACGUCUGUCUGGACUGCAAGUUCAAAUACGACCCGAACCGCCAAUCGUCCUCCCUCAUAUCCUACGAAUGCACCCCGGCCCUGCCCAAAAUCUCCACCAUCGAAACCAUCAUCAGCAAGCAAAUCGACCGCGGCGACAACUCGAAGAUACUCGACGCCGGCGAGAUUAAAUUGCGCGAGGCGGCCGGCGGAGGCGGCGGCGGCGGCAAAUCGGGCGGCUGCGGCACCCCCUGCAAAUGCCCGACGUGCAAAUGCGAAGGCGGCGGCAAAGACGGCGGCGGCGGAGGAAAAGACGGCGGCGGUAAAGGUUGCGGCAAGAACAACUGCAAUUGCGACCCGUGCGGCGGCGGCGGUAAAAAGGAGGGCGGCGGCGGCGGCGGUAAAGCGCCGCUACCGUGCAAUUGCACCGAUUGCAAGUGCGAACCGUGCAAGGACCCCAGCAAGGCGAAGAAGAAGGAGGGCGCCGGCGCCGACGGUUGCAAGUGCGGCGAUUGCUGCAAGUGCACCGAUUGCGAAUACAAAAAGGGCGACAAGAAGGAGGCGAAGGAGGAGGCGCCGUGCACGUGCAAGGAUUGCACGUGCCCCGUGUGCACGAAAAAGGGCGCCGCCGGCAAGGAUAAAAAGGAGGGCGGCGAGUGCACGUGCAAGGAGUGCUCGUGUCCGGUGUGCACCAAAAAGGGCGACGACAAAAAAGCUCCGCCGAAAUGUCCGCCUAAACCCGACGUUAUAUGCGACUGCGUCAAGUGCAAUUGCUUGGUUUGUCCCGGCGCCAAGCAAAGCAAAGCAGAUUGCAGUUGCCCCGCCAAACUUAGCGAAUCGCGAGCCGUCGUGCCGGCGGCUACGAGCGAAUCCAAAAAAAGUAUCGCAAAACCGACGCCAGCGCCACCGCCGAAGGCCGAUUGCGUGUGCAAAACGUGCAUUUGCAUCAAAUGCCCGUCGGGGAACGUCCAAAAGGACGAGGCGCGACCGACGUCCCCGGACAAAAAGGACGAAUGCAAAGAGGACGUGCCUACCGUAAACGCCACGGCUACACCGAUGAGCGCCAAACCACCCGAAACGUCGAACGAUCCCUGCGACACCGAAGCCCCGCCAGACCUCAAGAUGGGUGAUUGCGAGAUAAGCGACGCCAAACCCGCCAAACGACAACCAAAGAAUCCGGAACGCAAUUUCGGCGACUCUGGAAGCUACCACAAAUGCUGCUCGAGCAAGAAUCUGAUGCAACCCAUCAACCACCCUCAACUCUAUAUGUGCUCUUUGUGCAACCUCGCUCAAUCGACCCAACAACCCGACCAAAAACCGACACACUCCAACGAACGCGAAGAAGAUUUCCUGAUCGGCUAUUGCACCUACUGUUCUAUGGUCAAAAUCAACAAACUCUCCAAAGCGAGCAAGGUGUCGAAAUCGACGAAACCAGCGAGGAAACGGCCGUCGUCGUUCUUGAAUUUCGCGCGGAUUCCGCCGUUCGAGCCGCCCCGUCGGCUGCUCGCCGGCUCGGACUCGUGCGCUUGCUGCGUGUGCUCGGCCAGGCGCGCCGCCUCCGCCUCCGCCUCCGCCGCCGCCGCCGCCUCGGCGAGCUUCGACGGCAAACCGCCCGCCUACCACUCGAUUUUGAAGGUGAAAUCGUCGACGGGGGGGCGCGCUGUGUGCAAGAGCCGCGCCACCGAGACCGAGGAAUCGAAGCGCAGGCCGCGCAGGCCGGGCGACGGCGCGCUGCGGAAGGUGUUCGUGAAGAAGGAGCGCGAUUUCGACCAGACGUUCUCCAAACUGGCGUUGGCCUACCGCGGCUUGGUGAAGAAAGGUAAAGCCAAAGACGAGAUGAUUACCGGGUUGAGCGAGAUGCUGGAGACUUUGGGGGCUUCGAGCACCAAGGAGUGUUUGAUGCGUUGCACGUUGGCCGGCAGCGCUCCGGAUUACGAUCGAUGCGCCGACUCCACCGUUUCGCUUCAAUCGAUGAGAUUAUCUUCGUCGAUUAGCUUGCGACGGGACAGCGCGAAGAGAAGCGCCAGUUUGGAUCGAACCGCGCAACAAUCGGACGAUGUCCACACCAGAUCGAGUCUCUUGACGACUAUAAAACACCUGCAGAAGCAGUACGAGAUGAAGGACUACCAGAUCAAGAAGGCCGCCAUGCUGCUGCAAUACGUCAUACUGAUGAACAAACUAUCGGAACACGUGAACUUCACGAAAUCGAGAAUGAAAACGAAGAACGAUCGACGCAAGGAGAAUGGCGGAGCCGUUACGGUGCCGUUGAGGGGCAGCACGCCCUACAUUAUCGUGAACCUGGAGGGGUUCUCCAUCGUGAACGUGGCGCCGCUGUCGCCGGACACGCUGGUGGUGGAAUGGUCGCCGCCGGACACGGCCAAGAUCAGCGGGUACGACGUGCUGGUCGACGGCAAGGAGAACCACAUGAUCAUGAACGGCUACAGGACUUGUACGCUGAUCGAAGGCCUCGAUCUCUCGGCCGUUGUCUCUAUCGCUGUGUAUGCUGUGACUGUUUACGGAAGAUGCGAGCCGCCCGCUACCGCUAUCUUUGAGCCCUGUACCGAAUGUGACCAACUAUGAAAUUGAGUAAUUUUUUCGAAAUAGACAUUUUGUAACUUGA
Molecule: messenger RNA, 3176 nt
Organism: Phyllotreta striolata
Lineage: Eukaryota; Metazoa; Arthropoda; Insecta; Coleoptera; Chrysomelidae
Source: the annotation of a GenBank genome assembly